CGCGAAACGGUAGCCACGUCAGAAACGAAUGCCGCGGAUUUGCCCGGCGGAUAAUGACCCACCGCCGCCGCCGCCGCUGACAACGUCGCGGCUGAGCUGGCGGCGCCUGCUUUUAACGCUCAUCUCGUACACGCUCUUCUUCACAGACGUGCCGCGGAGCGGGUAUGGGUUUGCGUCCUUCCCAAGUACCUACAGUCGCCACGCACCCGACUCGGCCUCGUACUUUGGCCCGUACGCGUACCUGGUGCUCAACAUCUCGCGGCAAGACAACGGCUCGCUUGCAGGUCUCGCGUCGUCCGGGCCCACCUCGAGGGCGCUAGUGUGGAGCUACAAGUUUGAUACGACCUCGAUCGGUCUCCGCGGGCUCGUCGCCGUCCACAACAUUUCGGGAUGGGACCCGUGCUUGCUGUACCAGUCGACGUGUCCCAACUUGACGCUCAGCGUCGCAUCCGUGUGGCGCAUGCUGGACAGCACGAUGGACGCGCUGGCGCCGUCGCCCACCGCGUGCCGCACAAUCACCGCAUUUCGCGACAACCUGGACGACUUUGCAGAUUUUGGGCCGCUCCAGCACGUCCACUACCGGUCGACGCAGACGCAGACCUUGGACACGCCGGUUGACCUCUGCAAGCCGCACUCGGGGCAUCGCCUCCAGUUCUGCAACGAGCCGUGGUCCAACCUCGGCACGUUUGGCUACAAGAAGGUGAGUGUCAUCAGCGCGCACAUUCAGGCGCGGAUGCAAGCGCGCCAACGUACGAUGGACCUCAACUCGCAGCGCAUGGACGUUGUCGUCAUCGACUCGACCAUGGACGUGCAGCGCUGGCGGGGUAGUCUCACGCACGUCGACUCGUUCACGUGGGACGUAGUCUCGCUCCUCCGGGUGCAAAACUGCACCAACCCAUCGAGCUGCCGCACGGUCGAGCUCGUCGACUACCGGUACGAGGGCGGCAUGCUCGACUCGAAUGUCGUUUACUACUACAAGCUCGUGCAACUGCUUCGACUUGUGGGCCAAGUGUACAAUGUCGUCCGCGUGUUGGCGCUUUUUGGCGGCUGCUACGCGGCGACGCGCCGCCACCCUGUCUCGGAUUCGCGAUGGCUCGCAGCGCUCGGCCUCUUCUUUCGCAUUCCUGGUCAAGUGGUCAUCUACGGCAGUUGGUUUCCAGUGAGUCUCUUCGUUUUUGCGCACGCCACCGACGCGACGCUGCUCUAUCUGUACAUUUCCAAGAGCUUUGUCGCGCUCGAUGGCGCGAUCAACACGAGCUUGUCGAAUUUAUAUGGCCUCUCGACGCUCCUUACUUGCCACAUGCGCAACGUAUGGGUCCUCAACCUGCUCGCCAAGGCGUACUUUUACCUCCGCCACCAUGGAUCGCACGCAUCGAGGUGGUCGCGCCACCUCGUCGGUCUCCGCGGCUACUUGUUGCCGCUCGUGUCGUUUGUGUCGGCCAUCUUUGACGUGCGCUGGAACGCGCUGCGCAGUACCGAGAUCCUUGCGGCCGCACCCGUGUUACCGAGUAGCGCCCAAGCCGCCAAGCACGCGGGUUCGAUUCCCUGUGAUGUGCGCUUUAGCGGCCUGUUCACCGACGCCAAAAACUUGCUCAUUGCGCUGUUUCUUGUCCGAAGCGCUUUGCGACUCGGGCGCGUGCGCUCGGUCCACGCGACGUCGUCAGUGCCGUACAUUGCGCUCGCCCACUGCAACCUCUCGAUGUUUAGUACGUCGUGGCGGUCACUCUUUCUCGAUCGGACGCUUGGCCGAACCGUGAGCACGCAGCUCACCCUUCCCCAAGAUGACGACGACAACAUUGACGAAGCGCGGAUGCUCAUGAACAUUAUGUGGAUGACCGACCCGAUCGAGUGGCUUCUCUUGUGGCAGUGGCGCUGUCCGAUCGUCUUCACCUACCGCCACGCCACGACGCGACAGGUGCUGCAUCAUCCGCUCGGAAAACUCGAUCUGGAAGAACUCGACGACCACAUACUUCUUGAUGCGCGCUACGAGUGCAUUGGCCAGCAAGACCUGAACGCUCUCGCGUGGUGCGACCGAAUCCAGUGCUACUGAAAGCAACCACACCACCGUAAUAGAAUAGUGUUGACAGUAGCAUGUCACCCAAAACAUGUGUUUCGGC
Saprolegnia diclina VS20 is the source of this 2117-nucleotide messenger RNA. RefSeq lists its product as hypothetical. Lineage: Eukaryota; Oomycota; Saprolegniomycetes; Saprolegniales; Saprolegniaceae. The coding region runs from base 29 to 2050 and encodes 673 amino acids. The transcript has 4 exons. The record is from RefSeq and is a predicted model, not a curated record.